This is a messenger RNA of Arabidopsis lyrata subsp. lyrata, 1325 nucleotides long. Its product is annotated as probable plastid-lipid-associated protein 3, chloroplastic. Lineage: Eukaryota; Viridiplantae; Streptophyta; Magnoliopsida; Brassicales; Brassicaceae. Bases 75 to 1202 code for a protein of 375 amino acids. The transcript has 3 exons. The record is from RefSeq and is a predicted model, not a curated record.
CAUCUAAAUUUCGUGUGAUUUGUAAGACUUAAGUAAUCUUGUUUUCCAAAAAUCUUCUCACACAGAGAUCUGCCAUGGUUACGCUCUUCACCACCUCUCGUGCUUCCCUCCUCUUCGCUUCCUCCCUCAACCCAAGCAAGACCUUCUCUCCUUCUAUCUCCCUUAAACCUAAUUCUCUCUCUUUCUCUUUUGGUCUUCGUCCUAGACCACUCCGGUUUUCUAAAAUCCGAUCUUCUCUGCCUUCGGAUUCCGAAUCCGAUUCCGACCUAGAUGCGUCUAAUGUUACAGAUGAAUGGGGUGAGAAACAAGGAAAUGCAAGUGAGCCCCAAUCUCAGCCGGAUAUUUCUCUGGUGAAUGUGACUACGGACGAAUGGGGAGAGAAAUCUGGACCCGAACCUGAGGAAUCCGGGUCCCGGUUUGCGGAAUCGGAUCCUCCAAGGAACGAGGAUGAGUGGGAGGAAGAAAUCGGAAAAGAAGUUGAAAUCGACGCCGGAAAUGGAAGUGCGGUUUCGGACAAGACUUGGGAGCUGAAAAGGUGUUUGGCGGAUACGGUGUACGGUACUGAAUUAGGGUUCCGGGCUGGCUCAGAUGUUCGGGCGGAGGUUUUAGAGCUCGUGAAUCAAUUGGAAGCUCUGAAUCCUACUCCGGCUCCGAUAGAGAAUCCGGAGCUUCUCGACGGCAACUGGGUUUUGCUGUACACUGCUUUCUCUGAGUUGGUUCCUCUACUAGCUGCGGGUUCGACACCUUUAUUGAAAGUGAAAAGCAUCAGUCAGUCAAUAGACACAAAGAAUCUCACUAUAGACAACUCCACUACACUCUCCAGCCCAUUUGCAGACUUCUCAUUCAGUGCUUCUGCUUCAUUCGAAGUUCGAAGCCCUUCGAGAAUUGAGGUUUCUUUCAAAGAAGGUACGCUAAAACCUCCGGAGAUCAAAUCAAGUGUUGAUCUCCCUGAGAGUGUGGGUGUCUUUGGGCAGCAGAUUAGCCUUGCGUUACUGAAGCAAUCUUUGAACCCUUUACAAGAUGUGGCAGCAAACAUUUCACGGGGACUCUCAGGUCAGCCACCUCUCAAGCUUCCAUUUCCAGGAAACCGAGGCAGCUCGUGGCUCUUGACCACUUAUCUCGACAAGGAUCUCAGGAUUUCAAGGGGAGACGGUGGACUUUUCGUGCUUGCCAGAGAAGGAAGCUCUCUGCUUGAGCUGUAAAACAUUUGACAAGGUAUAUAUAGCAGGCUUUGUGUAAAAAACAUAAUCCCGACACUAGAGACAUCAUCAUAAUUUUGUGAAUGCAAACUAUUGGCCUAGAUCUUAAAUUUUAGUAUGUACUCA